AUUACAUCGCGAGGUAUUCAUGCCCUCGCUGAAUGCAAGAAUUUACGAAAACUGACAAUGAUGGACAAGAAUGACAUGCACCCCGAAGAUCUCUCCACAAUCGAUAAGCAUAGUUUGCGUAGAUUGUUUUUCUCCUGUCAAUGCUUAGAAGAAGUCAAUUUGGGAAAUUCCGAUAUGAUUUUCAAUUACGAUGUCUAUGAAGAACUGACAAUGUGUAAAAACUUAAGACAAAUAUACUUGGGUUAUACGUCUAAUUUCGCAAUUCUCGAACAGUUUCCUAAACUGCAAACAAUCUAUGUUAUGCGCGCCGGGAACGCGUUCGACGACACACGUGAUAGUCAGACAUCAUUCGUUGCUCAGGCGAAGGAAAAAUAUCCACACGUGUCUGUCCUUGAAUAUCAAAAGGGAAUCAAAUAGGAUGAUGAGGAAUAUGAAGGUUGAUGAAUGUGAAGGAAAGUGGCUUCCUUACCGAUUUGUCUGAAAUUUAACAAUAUAUGUAUUUCGGCGUGUUGAAUUCGAAUGUAAAAGCUAAAAUCGUUGCUCUCAAGUAGAGCAAAAGUUAUAAAGUACUAAAAGUGACAAUUUUCGGGUUAAGAAAUGUUAUAUCGAUAAGGUGCAUA
Molecule: messenger RNA, 620 nt
Organism: Temnothorax curvispinosus
Lineage: Eukaryota; Metazoa; Arthropoda; Insecta; Hymenoptera; Formicidae
Exons: 2
Coding region: 58-417 (119 amino acids)
Source: RefSeq, a predicted model, not a curated record